AUGGCCGUAAAAGCCCUCAUCUCAACCCUCGAAGAGGAAAUCCUCGACCCAGAAGAGGAAACGUUCUUCCUCUUCUCACACGAGAUCCCUUCCUCGAACCUGGGCUUCAUCGACCCCAAGGCCACGGAACUCUCCCUGACCUUGGCCGGGCGAGACUUCACCAUUCACCAGUCUCCCACGGUUCUCUCGUCGACGCGCGCAGGCGGCACGACCGGGGCCGUCCUCUGGAAAAUCACCCCCCUCUUCGCCACCUACCUCUCCUCCCCCGAGUCCCCCUUCUCUCCCAUCUUCCGCCCGACCUCAGCCGUCCUUGAGCUGGGAUGCGGCAUCUCCCCGCUGACAGCUCUCCUCCUUGCCCCACGCGUCGCCCGCUACGUCCUCACCGACCAGCCCUACGUGUCGCGAAUGAUCCAUCAGAACCUCGAGGCGAAUCCUCUGCCCUCCUCCUCCUCUUCAUCAAAAUCGUUCUCCCGUCGUAAAAAGACCGGCGGUGGCGCUUCUUCCUCCUCCCCCUCCUCCUCGUCCACCCCCGGCGUCAUCGCCUUCCAACCACUCGACUGGGAGCUCGACACCCCGGACCCCUCUCUGACGGGAUCCUCCACGAUCCGCAGCUUCGACGCCAUCGUCUGCUGCGACUGCAUCUACAACGAGGCCCUCGUCGCGCCCCUCGUCUCCGCCACCGCCGACCUCGCCCGCCUCCGCCACCGCGAGCGCGAGGACCGGGCCGAGGCCCGCGACUCCGCCAACAACAACGCCCUUCUGCAGGACCAUCACUCCUCCGCUUUCUCCUCCUCCCCCUCUUCCCACGCGGACCGGUCCGAGCCGUGCGUCUGCAUCGUGGCGCAGCAGCUUCGCAGCCCCGACGUCUUUGAGGAAUGGGCCAGGGCCUUCCAUCGCGACUUCCGCGUCUGGCGCGUCCCUGACGCCCUGUUGCCCGAGGGGUUGAGGAUCGACUCCGGGUUCGUGGUCCACGUCGGCAUUUUGAGAGAGGCGGAGACAGACUUUUGA
This is a messenger RNA of Colletotrichum higginsianum IMI 349063, 1008 nucleotides long. RefSeq lists its product as uncharacterized. NCBI's taxonomy places the organism in Eukaryota, Fungi, Ascomycota, Sordariomycetes, Glomerellales, Glomerellaceae. Bases 1 to 1008 code for a protein of 335 amino acids. The record is from RefSeq and is a predicted model, not a curated record. The transcript has 3 exons.